AUGGAAUGUCGGACGCCAUCGAAUCAAACAGAUAUACCGUUAAAGGUAUUAGGAUUAAUUUGGGACAAUGAUAAGGACACCUUGAAGAUAGAUCUGAAUCAAUUUACGAAAUUUAAAUAUGUGACACCAACAAAACGUACAGUUCUAAGUGCAUGUGGCAUGUUGUUUGAUCCAUUAGGUUUAAUUACACCAUUCAGUGUUAUAAUUAAAUUGAUAGUGCAAAAUCUUUGGGAAAAGCGCUUAAAAUGGGAUGAAAAUAUUCCAGAAGAAUUGGAAUCUAUGUUCCAGGUCUGGUGGAAUGAAGUAUCCGAGCUUGAGAAGUUUGUCAUACCUCGACUAUAUUUUGACGAGCAGAAGAUUCAGCAACUGGAAAGAGGCCCCUUGUGGCUAAUAGAAAGUGAUGUUCUAAACAGUGAAGAAAUACCGAAUGCUGAUAUUGAUACAUUUGAAGCGGAAAAGGAGAGAAAAAAGAACUGUAUUGCUUUACCCACAUACGUUAAACGUACCGAUAGCUUGUUGAAUUUGCACGGAAACAGUGACUUAUCUAAGGUUCUUCGAAUCACAGCAUACGUCCUACGGCUUAUUAAUAACUGUAAGAGAAAUUCUGAAAGGUGUAAAGAAGUGCUAACUGCUGAAGAACUCGCAAGUGCUGAACGCUAUUGGAUUCGAUUUUUACAGCGAAGUGAGUUUGAAAAGGAUCUUAUUAAAUUGACUAGAAAGGAAACACUUAGUUCCGAUUCCAAAUUAUAUGGUCUAAAGCCGAUCUUGACGGCAGAAGGACUCAUAUGUCUUGGUGGUAGAUUGCAAAAUUCUGAAUUUCAGUUUCAAGAAAAGCAACCAUGGAUUAUACCGAAAAAAUCGAGAUUUACUGAAUUGCUAAUCAAAAGAGAACAUGAGAACUUACUUCAUGCUGGUGUUUCAGAUACACUCACUCAAACUCGAGAAAAGUAUUGGAUCAUCCGAGGCAGACAAGCUGUAAAAUCGUGCUUGAAUAACUGUUUCGUUUGCAGGAAAUUUAAGGCUAAAAGGGGCACUCAAGUGACUGCUCCAUUACCAGCGGAUAGAAUUCAUGAAGCGAAUCCCUUUGAAAUCACAGGUUUUGAUUUUGCUGGACCUUUGUUUACGAAAAAUGGAGACAAGGUUUAUAUUUGUUUGUUUACUUGUGCAGUCACACGUGCAGUUCAUCUUGAAAUUGUUUCUAGCCUAAGCACCGAACAUUUCCUUCUAGCAUUUCGUCGCUUUGUGUCAAGAAGAGGUGUUUGCCGAACUAUAAACUCUGACAAUGGCCAAAACUUUUAA
Stegodyphus dumicola is the source of this 1299-nucleotide messenger RNA. RefSeq lists its product as uncharacterized. Lineage: Eukaryota; Metazoa; Arthropoda; Arachnida; Araneae; Eresidae. The record is from RefSeq and is a predicted model, not a curated record.